Lachancea meyersii CBS 8951 is the source of this 2724-nucleotide messenger RNA. Lineage: Eukaryota; Fungi; Ascomycota; Saccharomycetes; Saccharomycetales; Saccharomycetaceae. The record is from the annotation of a GenBank genome assembly.
AUGAAGCUCCCACAGUAUGAUAAUAAGCCGUUUAAGUCGCCAGUCAUAGCUGCAAAAGCUUCACAAGGCCGUAUCGGCUUGAUUGCGUCUCAAUCCCGCAACUUUUCGCCCAACACAGCGGGUAUAACAUCGAGCCAAGAGGACAACAAUAAACGACCUUCAAGCAAUUUUGAAGCUUCGCAGUCAACCAAAAAGUCGACCAAUGUCAUACGCUAUUACUACACAACAUACCGUAAACGUACAACUAAGAAAAACAAAACCUGGGAUGGCGAUGGAAUCUGUCUGGAAUUGAGCAGCGGCGGUCUUCGUUUCUACAAGGAAAACGGCCAGUUUAUGGGCAGUGGCAAUGCUACCUCUGAAAGUGAAAAAUACGACAAGAUCUUUUCGUGUGCGGGCUGCGAGAUCCAAUUGGAUCACCACGUUAGUGAGGAGCUUGAAAUUACGCGAUUAGCCGCUCUCGUGGGCAAAUCUAAAGACUCAUCGGACUCGCCCAAUUCCUCCUCGAGACAAAAUAGCCUGUCACCUUUACCAACUCGUGUGAAGGCUCCGGCUUUGCAAAUUCCCAAAUUCAAGUGCGCAGCUUCAAAGCAGACCCAGCAGACAAGCUCUACAACGCUUGCCUCGAAAACUAAAGCCACCACAUUUUCGCCACUCUUCGAUCAUGCCAAAAUAGAGAAUGUCCUUGUGAUGAAUCGGUUUGAUGGUGCAGAGGUGGAUGUUGUGGUAGAUCCAGUCCUGUCGAGACACCUUAGGCCCCAUCAGCGCGUUGGAGUAAAGUUUAUGUACGAUUGUGUCAUGGGGUUGUCAAGACCUGCUGACUACGAAGACGAUGGCGAAACAGUCAGUAGGCUUGAUAAAACAGAUGAGGUGAAUGGGUGCCUUCUGGCAGAUGAAAUGGGUCUUGGAAAAACGCUGAUGACAAUCACACUGAUAUGGGCCUUGCUUAAACAAACUCCUCUUCCUUCGAAAGUGGUAUCAAAUACGUCUGGCUCGCCUCACCAAGGCGUAUUUAACAAGGUAUUGAUCGUUUGUCCUGUAACACUGAUAGGUAACUGGAAGCGUGAGUUUCAGAAAUGGCUAAAUUUGAACAGAAUAGGCGUUCUGACCUUAAGCGCCAAGAGUACACCUGAUAAAGACAAAUUGGACGUCCGCAAUUUUUUAAAGGUUCAAAGGUCUUACCAGGUUCUCAUCAUAGGCUAUGAGAAACUGCUCACCGUGUCUGAUACGCUUGUGGAAUGCAGAUCGAAUAUAGGCCUGCUUGUUUGUGAUGAGGGGCACCGUCUUAAAAAUGAACAGUCGAAAACCCUAAACGUUCUAAAAGCUCUUGAUAUACCGCGCAAGAUCCUUCUCACGGGAACUCCGAUUCAAAAUGACUUAACUGAGUUCUUUACCAUUCUGAACUUCAUCAAUGACGGCAUUCUAGGUUCCUUCGCCAAGUUUAAGAGAGAUUUCAUAAAUCCUAUCAUGAUGUCGAGAGACAUCAAUAACAGGUUUAAUAACAUGGUCCAGGAGAAGGGAGACAUACGAAGCCAAGAACUCAUAGCAUUGACAAAAACCUUUAUUUUGCGAAGAACAAGCGACACCAUUGCAAAGUUUCUUCCUCCAAAAACAGACAUAAUUUUGUUCUGCAAACCCACUUUGAACCAGCACAGAGCCUUCCAAGAAGUACUUGACAGCACUCGCUUUCUUAAUCUAUCGAAUAUGACCUACAGCUCAUCUUUGGGGUUGAUUACACUGUUCAAAAAGAUCUGCAAUUCACCUAGCCUGGUAUCCCAAGAUCCCUUUUACCUUGAGAAGGUCAAGUCAAAUGUGAGUUUAACAAGUAUAUUAGACUCUGAUUCUGGGAAGCUCAAAGUUUUGUUAAACAUUCUCGAGGGCAUUGCCAAAUCACCUUCAAAAGAAAAGGUUGUGAUUGUCUCUAACUAUACCCAAACAUUGGACAUCAUUCAACAUCUCUUGAACAAACGAAAUUAUUCCAAUAUCAGACUAGAUGGCUCUACACCUAGUAAAGAACGCGAUAAGAUCGUCAAUAUGUUCAAUUCAAUGCCCUCGAUCUUUACAUUUCUACUGAGUGCGAAAUCUGGAGGGGUAGGUUUAAACUUAAUCGGAGCAUCCCGUCUGGUGCUGUUUGAUAACGACUGGAAUCCAGCAAUCGACCAUCAGGCGAUGUCCAGGAUACACAGGGACGGGCAAGAAAAGCCGUGUUUCAUUUAUAGACUACUUUCCACUGGGUGUAUUGAUGAAAAGAUCUUCCAGCGACAGCUGAUGAAAAACAGUUUGAGUGCCAAAUUCAUGGGAGGACCUGAGAACUUGUCAAGUGAAAAGUCAAAUGAUGACCUCUUCGCGAUCGAGGAUUUGAAAGACCUCUUUACUGUCCUGACAGUGACGCCAAGCAACACGCAUGAUCUUAUCUGUGAAUGUCAAGGGGACGGUCAGGAGGAUGGUCAAGGGGAAGUGGAGUUGAGCAAGGCGGUCGAUCAACAAGGUCAUGCUGAAAAUGUUCGAAGCUCUCAGUCUGAGGGGUGGAUAAAUGCCAUGCAGUUGCAAUCAACUCUCGAGAAAGCUCAGGAAGAAAACGAAUUUUUGAAAGCAAGGGUGGUGAGGGAAUGCUUGGCAGGAUACAGGCACAUAAAUCCUCAAAACAGCUUGUAUCACAACGAGGAUCUGGCUAUUGAUUGGAACACAGAUGUAACUUUUGCAUUUCUGAAAGAAUACAACAUAUGA